AUGAAAUAUUUACAUCUAUUUAAACUUGUUAUCUUCUUGCAUAGUUCAUAUAUAGUAUUCGGAGAUGAGAUUGAAAAUGAAGAAGAGCCUCAUCAUCAUAGAUAUAGCCCAUCAGAAGGGACAUUUUGGGUAUUUCUUUUAUAUGCACUUGGAUUGUCUCUUUUAGCAGCAUUUUGUUCAGGAAAUACUUAAGGAUUACUUUCAAUAGAUAUGUUGAAUUUGGAACUUAAAUAGAAGAGUGGAACAGAAGAAGAAAAGAAAGUGGUAAUAUAUAUCUAUUAAAUUAAAGGCUUAAAUACUUUUACCUGUUAUCUCUCAGCACCACUUAUUAUUAUCAACUUUAUUGGUUGGAAAUGCUUUUGCAUGUGAAACCUUGCCAAUAAUUUUACAUUAAUUGGCUCCAGAUUGGUUGGCUAUUUUGAUAUCUGCUGGUAUAAUUGUGUUGAUUGGAGAAAUUAUUCCAUCAGCAUUCACUACAGGGCCUGAUUAAUUAGUAAUAGGAAUGAAAAUGAUUCCUUAUGUAAAAGUAUUAUAAGCCAUACUAUAUAUCAUUUGCUACCCGUUGAGUCUGUUACUAGAUUAUGUUUUAGGAGUUCAUCUACAUCAAAGAUACAAGAUAAAAGACGUAAGAGGAUUAUUAAAUUUACAUGCAUAAGACAGUGGACAUGGAAAUAAUGCUUAAUUGAAUAAGGAUUAAAUGCAACUGCUAGAUUCUAUGAUGGAAAUGAGAAAAUAAACAGUAAUGAAGAAUUGUAAAGACAUAAAGAAGGUGUUUAUGAUAAAUGCUGAUGAACGAUAUAGUUCAGAUUUAAAAAAUAAAAUAAGAAUAAAAGGUUUCUCAAAGAUUCCAGUUUAUUAGGGAUCAAACAAAGAUUCAAUAAUUGGUACAAUACAAGCUAAAUCUAUUCUAAAAUUAACAGCUUAAGAUUAUGGAAGACCUUUGUCAUCUUUGUUAUAGAUGUAAGAACCAUUGAUAGUUCCAAAAGAUACUACUAUGUUAGAAAUGUUAAUGUUAUUCGAACAUGAACGUAAAUCAUUAGCUUUUAUUUGUGACAAAGGAAAGAAAGUAUAAGAAUAUAAUACAAUUAAUGUAAUUCUGUUUAACAAUGUUUAUAGAUUUCAAAUUUAAUUGUUGAAGGACAUAAUAAUAUAAUUGCAUUAAUUGGUUUGAAUGAUGUAUUUGAAGAGAUGCUCGAUUUUGAGAUUGAGGAUGAAGAUGUACAUGGAACUUUGCGUGAUUAUCCAAGAUAGAGAAAUAAGUAUACUGAAUUGAAGGUCAUAACUGAAGAGUAAGAAAAAUAAGGUAGAGGUCGCGAAUUGAAAU
This is a messenger RNA of Paramecium pentaurelia, 1324 nucleotides long. The record is from the annotation of a GenBank genome assembly. Lineage: Eukaryota; Ciliophora; Oligohymenophorea; Peniculida; Parameciidae.